Molecule: messenger RNA, 874 nt
Organism: Momordica charantia (bitter melon)
Lineage: Eukaryota; Viridiplantae; Streptophyta; Magnoliopsida; Cucurbitales; Cucurbitaceae
Gene: RPL24
Product: Translation protein SH3-like family protein
Biological process (GO): translation
Cellular component (GO): ribosome
Molecular function (GO): structural constituent of ribosome; RNA binding
Source: RefSeq, a predicted model, not a curated record
AACACCUAGAAUCCGGUUUGCUAUUUUUGCAGUUUGCAUUAUCCAUUUGUAGCCUGUAAAUUGGAGAACAGCCACCAUCUCGCAAGCAGCAGCAGCAGCAAAAAUGGCAGCCAUGGCUGCGCUUCAGAGCUCCAUGACCUCUCUUUCGCUCUCUUCCAAUUCCUUCCUCGGCCAACGUCUUCCGCUCCCCACCAUUUACGCGGCGCCUGUAACGUCAAAAGAGAAGCCAUGUCUCAUAGUAAUGAGGCUAAAAAGAUGGGAACGGAAGGAAUGCAAGCCAAACAGCCUUCCGGUAUUACACAAAAUGCAUGUCAAGGUUGGAGACACGGUGAAAGUUAUUGCUGGCCGUGAUAAGGGAAAAAUUGGAGAAAUCACAAAAAUUUUUAAACAUAAUAGCAAAGUGAUAGUGAAAGAAAUAAAUUUGAAGACAAAGCAUGUAAAGAGCAGAGAAGAGGAAGAAAAAGGACAGAUUAUCAAGAUUGAGGCGCCCAUCCAUAGCUCGAACGUGAUGCUUUACUCAAAAGAACAAAAUGUAGCGAGCCGGGUCGGUCACAAAACCCUUGAAAGUGGACAACGAGUACGCUAUCUCAUUAAAACUGGCGAAAUAAUUGACAGUGCGGAAAAUUGGAAGAAACUGAAGGAAGAGAAGAGCAAAACUGAAGUGGCUGCAACUGCUUAAGAAUCCUUUGUAAGAAUAGACUUACCAUCACUGUAGUUAUGAAGCUCAAAGGGCACUUUCAGCUGCCCAUUUCUCCUUUUUAGCAAACAUUUUUGUUGCUGUCUGUUUGUUCAUGGAGCAUAGUGAAGUGAUAUUGAUUCGAUUGUUCAUUGUUUAUUUAUAUGAAAAGCUGGAACAGUUUUUUCUUUCCUCUAA